AUGCCACCGUCCAAAUCGACGGCGGACACGGGCCAACCAGGCAAACUGGGCCAUUCGCACCAAGCUGCUGUGGUCUCUGGAGGCUCUACAACAAGCCUCGGCAUUGGGCGGUCCCGUGGGCUCGAGAAGAGUUCGCUUGAAACGGCGGACGAGCACAAGUCAACGGUCGACAAGUGGCCGCGCACAAGUUUUGCCGCCCGAGAGCCACAACGUCACACUCGUGACACAGACUCACGACUGACCUUUCCUCCCCAGCUUCUAGAAGGUAUCGCUGCCACCAUCACGGCCGCCAUUCAACGAUUCCCGGCCGAACUGUAG
Molecule: messenger RNA, 318 nt
Organism: Colletotrichum spaethianum
Lineage: Eukaryota; Fungi; Ascomycota; Sordariomycetes; Glomerellales; Glomerellaceae
Exons: 1
Coding region: 1-318 (105 amino acids)
Source: RefSeq, a predicted model, not a curated record